CAGUUGCGUCACUGAUUUUUUUCCCCCGGUUUCGAGCGUUUUGUGUCCGUUUAGAGGCGCGUGGUCGAAAGCUGUUUAGUUUCAACAUUUAUCUGUUUAAUUUCACUUUGUUUGGUAAAACGUUGAGAAUAUGAGCAAAGCCCACCCACCAGAGUUGAAAAAAUUCAUGGACAAGAAGCUUUCCUUGAAGCUGAAUGGUGGUCGCCAUGUCCAGGGGAUUCUCCGUGGGUUUGACCCUUUCAUGAACUUGGUGAUGGAUGACUGCCUGGAGAUGGGUCCAGGGGGGCAGCAGAGCACCAUUGGCAUGGUGGUGAUACGAGGAAACAGCAUCAUCAUGCUAGAAGCCCUGGAGCGAGUAUGAGAAGAACCCAGUGAUGCCCUCACCUUUGUUUGAUGUGAAACAUUUUCCCAAUCCUCUGUGCAGUUCAUUCCUCUAGUAUUUGUUCUCACCAAGAGCUGAUGGAUCAUGUCUUUAGGUGCAGAUAUCAGUACUUUCAGCAAAUGUAGUUCCAAACCUGUCCCCCCCCAACUGCUUGUAAGAGGAGUUUAAUUUGGUUCUGGUGUGUGUGAUGAUACUAUAGUUAACAAUAUGAGUGUGUGAUUGACUUUUCCCUCAACACAAAGGAGAAAAUCUUGCAUUUUUGUUAAAUUGUGAAAAAUGUAAUAAACUUUUUAUA
Molecule: messenger RNA, 677 nt
Organism: Scleropages formosus (Asian bonytongue)
Lineage: Eukaryota; Metazoa; Chordata; Actinopteri; Osteoglossiformes; Osteoglossidae
Gene: snrpg
Product: small nuclear ribonucleoprotein polypeptide G
Exons: 4
Coding region: 131-361 (76 amino acids)
Biological process (GO): spliceosomal snRNP assembly; mRNA splicing, via spliceosome
Cellular component (GO): U1 snRNP; U5 snRNP; spliceosomal tri-snRNP complex
Molecular function (GO): RNA binding
Source: RefSeq, a predicted model, not a curated record